This is a messenger RNA of Laccaria bicolor S238N-H82, 1032 nucleotides long. RefSeq lists its product as uncharacterized. The record is from RefSeq and is a predicted model, not a curated record. Gene Ontology annotation, biological process: regulation of DNA-templated transcription. Bases 1 to 1032 code for a protein of 343 amino acids. Lineage: Eukaryota; Fungi; Basidiomycota; Agaricomycetes; Agaricales; Hydnangiaceae. Gene Ontology annotation, molecular function: sequence-specific DNA binding; zinc ion binding. The transcript is spliced from 9 exons.
AUGGGACCUCGUACACUAUGCAAUGCUUGUGGGCUCGUGUACGCCAAGAUGAUAAAAAAACGUUUUCGAGAAAAAAUCAACAUGAUGAAGGGUCAGAAUGGCAAACAUAUUCCUCCCCAAGCUACUGGUGACGACUCUUUGAAAGGCGAGAGCAAAGACGACGACGGGUAUUCGCAGGACCUAUGGAGCGAGCUUGUGGAGAUGGCUUCGAUUUCUAGUUAUCAGAAAGUAGAUGACACGGUUCAGGAAGGCCAGACUUGUUUGGGCUGUAAUGCUACCUCUACGCCAGAGUGGAGACGGGGACCGAUGGGACCUCGUACACUAUGCAAUGCUUGUGGGCUCGUGUACGCCAAGCUGCAGCCGAAAUUAUCAUUAUUACACUCACUUUGGCAUAUUCCUUGGCCGUGUUAUUCAACAGCGUUUAUAGACACGAAGCUUCUGCUCGAUUCUGUCUCACCUACGGGCCGCAAUUUUUUUCUUUCGCCGCAACCUACCAACGUCUUCAAGCCAGAAGUCAAUCUAGAGUACGCCCUCGCAAAACUUGUGCCGUUCACUGAGCACAAAAACAUCAUUCGUAGAGGUGGCGUCGCAUCUACAAUCAAGGACUGCUCCUUCCACGCAGCAGGCCAGAAAGCGAUCCUCAGCCCUGAAUCCGCCCUAGUCUCCGUCACCCCCUCCAAGCUCCAGUCACGUGGAAUCGAUGCCCUCCCCUACUUGUUGCUCUCGGACCCGAAGAAUUCGAACUCAACGUUCGAUCAAGAAAAGCUUCUCGAACCACUCCAGUUCCUACCGCCCACGAAAACUCGCAAGUCCGACUCCACUAUCCGGCUCACACCCGUAGAAACCCUGCAUUUGCUAUGCCACACUCGCUGGGGACGUGAUUACCUCCGUCAACACGGCGUUACGAGAUCGUGCGUGCAGCACAUAUGGCAGAGACGGUCGACAAGAUCUCUGAACAUAUUGAGAGGCUUGUGCAGCUUAUCCAUGGCGACGAACUUAAGAUCGCCGAGGCAGAGGAGUUGGAUGAGUUAG